CCAACAAAAAAGAGCACAGCUUUGACUGUUUCAGCAGUGUUGUAACGUCUGAAUCCGAGCUCCCUGUAGAAACACCGGGGUUACGGACGCGAUAACUCGACGUAGAGGUUCCCUUUCUCUGCCGCUCGGUCUGCCUGUGGCUCGCGCUCCUGUUAAGUUGCAACGAGGAGACUGAAGUGACAUUUACGUUAAUUCAUUCAUCCACAACAACAAUGGCAGCGCAGGAAUUUAAUUUCUUGCUGGCGACGGAUUCAUACAAGAUCACACACUACAAACAGUAUCCUCCAAAUGUCAGCAACAUCUACUCCUACUUUGAAUGCAGACGCAAGAAAGGCUCCCAGUUCAAUGAAGUGGUGUUCUUCGGUCUUCAGUAUCUGCUGAAGAAAUACCUCAUUGGCCAAGUGGUCACAGAGGAGAAGAUUCAGGAAGCCAAGCUCUUCUACCAGAUGCACUUCAAACAGGCUGUGUUCGAUGAGGAAAGCUGGAGGAAGAUCCUCGAGAAACAUGAUGGCCGUCUUCCUAUCCGCAUCAAAGCCGUCCCCGAGGGGAGGAUUAUACCCAGAGGCAAUGUGCUCUUCACUGUGGAAAAUACAGAUCCAGACUUUUUCUGGCUCACCAACUACAUUGAGACCAUGCUGGUCCAGAUGUGGUAUCCCAUCACCGUAGCCACCAUAUCUAGGGAGUUUAAGAAGAUCCUGGCAAAGCACCUGAAGGCCACCUCUGGGAGCCUAGAAGGUCUGGACCAGAAACUGCAUGACUUUGGCUACAGAGGAGUUUCCUCACAGGAGUCUGCAGCAUUGGGUGGAGCAGCUCACCUGGUUAAUUUCUGCAGCACGGACACAGUAGCUGGGCUUCUGAUGGCUCAGCGGUACUAUAGCUGCCCGAUGGCUGGCUUCUCCAUCCCAGCAGCAGAGCACAGUACCAUCAUCUCCUGGGGGAGGAGCAGAGAGAAGGAGGCGUUUGAGCGAGUCCUUGAGCAGUUCUCCUCUGGGCCAGUGUCUGUGGUCAGCGACAGCUACGACAUCUUUAACGCCUGUAAGAACAUCUGGGGAGACAAGCUGAAGGAGCGGGUCAUGGAGCGCAGCCAGGACUCGUGUCUGGUCAUCCGGCCGGACUCUGGAGACCCCGCAGAGACUCUGAUUGAGGUCAUCAAGAUUUUGGAGGAGUGUUUUGGCUGUUCUCUGAACUCAAUGGGAUACAAGGUUUUGCCUGCUUACCUGCGAAUCAUUCAAGGAGACGGCAUUGACCUCAGCUCAGUGGAUGAGAUCCUUCAUAAGCUGACUGAUGAAGGCUGGAGUGCUGAGAAUGUCCUCUUUGGCUGCGGCAGCGCUUUGCUGCAGAAACUCAACAGAGAUACUCUCAACUGUGCCUUCAAGUGCAGCUACGUGGAGAGUGACGGCAAGGGGAUGGACGUGUACAAGCAGCCGGUGACCGACCCGUCCAAAGGGUCAAAGAGGGGUCGAUUAUCUCUAAGGAGAAACUCUGAUGGCCUCUUAGAGACGAUAGAGAGAGGGGCCGGGAAGCCUGAGGAGGACCUGCUGAUGACUGUUUUUGAGAAUGGCAGCCUGGUGCAGGACUACUCCCUGGAGGAGAUCAGGAAGAACGCUCGGCUGAGGGACGAGGAGGUGAACCCCACCCUGCACAACCAUGAACAGGAGCUGCUGCACAAUCACAUCAACGGGAUUCAUUAGAGCGACCACAAAUCCUCGCACAAUAAAAAUAAUACUUCAGAUUUUAACUGGGUGCACUGGAAUGAGGGAAGGCCCCCAUCUAUAAAUCUAAACUGAACAUUGGAAGGGUAGGGGAAAAACUGUUUCUCACACAACACUAACAUAAACAGUUUUAUUGAUUAUAGUAAUCUUGGGGAAUGGGUUACACUUGCUAGUGUUUGUAUUUAAUUUAAGGUCAUUGUUAAGCCUUAAAACUACGUUCACAUCCAACAAAACUGCAUGUCAAUUAUGUUUGGAGAAAAACGUAUCUCCUCCAGGUUUGUUUUUUUAUGAAUAGUUAUUUUAAGCCAAACCAUGAAGUUUUUACUAAACAGAACCAAGUUGGGGUUUUUUCUCGUUUUGCUUUGCUUCAGUUUACAACCUUAAUUUUUAAGACCAUAAGAACGUACAUUUCCCUUGGAACCUAAUUGAGAAAGCAGUUCAUUUUGUAGGAGACAUUGUUGCCGUUUCAGCAGAACCAUAUAUUUCUGCAGCCCCACGUUCUGCCCUUUGACGUUUGGUUAGUGUAAGAAACACAAUACCUAAAAAUGUACAGUAUUCUAACGAAGACAUCAAACACUGACCAGUAGUGCACUGCGCUGCAACAGCUUGGACAAAAAUGAAGCCAUACCUGUUGUUUCUAUUCCAUACUUUCUGAUGCAAUCCGCACACAAAGCAAACUAUGAAUAUUCAUAUUAAUAAAUUGUGUAAAAUUGACUUUGGCUACCAAAUGUAGCCAGUUAGCCUCUGUAAGUCAGAGCAGCAACAAUGCUAAUGUUUUUCUGAAUCAGAAAACCACAGACUGCUGCUGUAUAUGAACACAGACACUAGACCUCUAUAGCUUUUAAACCAAAGCUUUACUUGUCCUCUCUCCUUUCCUAAAUUGGAUGAAACGCAUUUAUAUUAGUUUGAUCAUAUGAUAUUGAAUAAUUGAGUUAUUAACUUUAACACGAUUCAUUAAGACAUAAUUCAUUGAUAUUCAUGCUAAUUACAAAUUGUUAAUGUGAUGAUGCUUAUGAUUUUAACAAACUCUACUCAAAACAAAGUCACAGUGUUCAACAUUUUUUUGUGUCCUUUGUGGUUUGGUACAAUAUGGAUUUUUCACUAAUGAGUAAUUUGUUUGUGCAAAUAAACCUUAGAAGACAGACUGGUCGUAAAGGUGCUAAUUCAAUAUUCAAAGCAUAUCUAUGAUUGAGGGAUUACCUCCACACGGUUCUCAACAUUGAAACGGCUGAGCCGGCCACUUGCAGCUCACAGUGCUAACAGCACAAACGGUGCAAACAACAGCUGCAGAGCCAGUAGCUCGCACACACUGACUCACAUGCAAUAACAUUAGGGCUGCACCUAAAGAUAAUUUUUUCAAUUAGUCGGUUCAUCAAACAACUAAUUAUCCAUUAUUCUAACUAUAAUUUAUUUUGCAUUUCUGAUUAAUAAAACAAUUUACCCCAAAUAAAUAUAAAAAAUGUGUGAUUAAUAUUUCAAUAUUUUAUUAAAUUGUCUUAAAUCAAAUGUGAACGUCAAAUAAAUGUAAUAAGUCCCAAUUUGUCAGAAGCCUGAUCAAAAAAAGUCUGAUUGUCAAAUUUAAAAGAUUGCUGUGACAGAUGGAUGAAUUUAAUCAGAGUAUGUUAGCAACCCUUACCUUGAUCUGGAAAUUCUGUAUUUGUACUGAUGUCUCUGGCAAAUCUAUUGUUUUCAUUGGUUUUGGAUAAGGGAAAUAAUUGAAAUGAUUUACAGAAUCUAACAACAGUCUGUAUAGUUGGUUAAAGCCAUUUUAUCACUCAUACAUUGCGGUUAAAGUAAAGAGAAAAUAUAAAGCAUUCGAAUAAGAAGGUAAGAAGGCGCAUGGUGUACCGUUACCAUAACAACGGUUCAGAAAUUGCUUUUUAUCACGGGGGCAAUAAAUAAACAUUUAGAAAAACUAUCCUAAGUGACCACAACUAACAGAAACACGUUCUGCGUGGUGAUAACCCUGUUAUAUCAUGCUUUAUUGGGGCCAACAAGUAAACAAGACACUGUGUUGUCUUGACAAAGCGCUCCGGGAUGCUUUCGCUUCAAGUGUUCGUGCAUUGCAGCUGUACUGCUUGGAAAAGCCAGGAUGGUUGGUGAGGUUUUUCAAGCUGCAACGUUUUCUUUGGGGAACGCAUGCUUUGACCGAGCACAUCCAUACUGACAGUGCGCCAACGCACAUUAUGCAAAUCAACGUAUUUUUGUAAUCAAUGAUGUUGAUCAUUUGGACAAACAUCCCCUGUCCUAACCAACAUACAUGCAGUGCUAGACCGGCUCUCGUACUCAAAGCACAGAGAAGCUCAUAUUACAUAUACAAGAGUUGUUUGUUGCUAUAUUAUUGCUCAUAAUUUAAAUUGUAACACCUUUUAAACUGCAUUUAUUUUUGUUAAUGUGCCCUGCAAAAAAGAGUGAAUGAUGUAAGAAAAUAAACUGGAUGUCAGGUAUGAUUUUGAAUUAGCAGUAUUAAAUAAACUGGAUAUGGAUUGCUGAAAAGGAAUAGGUGGGAUGUGUUUAGAUGAAAUGAUACAGGAACAGGUAAAGAGAGGAUGUUUUGUUUUAAGUCAGCUUUGGCUUCUGGACAUUAAAGGAAACAUUCACUGAUGUUCUCCAUCACAUACAGUCUGAUGUCCACUGCAUUAUUUUAUGAUUUUCAUCAUUAAGUAUUUUAGUACCAACCUGCCUUGUCUACUUUAGUUGGAAGUAUUUUUUAUUUCCCAGAAUGCCUUUCAAUACAUUAUUGUUUCCAAUUGUUUUUCAGGCCUGUAUAAACCAGUGUAUCUACAUGUAAACUGUGUUUUAGAGAAGUUGUUCCCAAACACUGGAUCUAGACCCACAGGCGGGUCGCAGAAGAUUUUAUUUGGGUCUCCAAAUCAAUAAGCAGAAUUUCUUUCACAGUCUUUUAUUUAACAUUUCUAUCUGCAGUCACCUUUGAGCCACAUGAGGGAACCUGAAUGUUCAUAUGGUUCAGAUAAUUGUAGUCUACUUAUAGCAUUGAAUCUAAUAUGAAAAGCUAACGUUCAUUCUGUUUGCUUAGCUGAUGAGAGGAAAUGAAAUGAAU
This is a messenger RNA of Anoplopoma fimbria (sablefish), 4773 nucleotides long. RefSeq names its product nicotinamide phosphoribosyltransferase 2 (gene nampt2). Gene Ontology annotation, biological process: NAD+ biosynthetic process. Bases 213 to 1691 code for a protein of 492 amino acids. Gene Ontology annotation, molecular function: nicotinamide phosphoribosyltransferase activity. NCBI's taxonomy places the organism in Eukaryota, Metazoa, Chordata, Actinopteri, Perciformes, Anoplopomatidae. The record is from RefSeq and is a predicted model, not a curated record. The transcript is spliced from 11 exons.